Molecule: messenger RNA, 2769 nt
Organism: Endocarpon pusillum Z07020
Lineage: Eukaryota; Fungi; Ascomycota; Eurotiomycetes; Verrucariales; Verrucariaceae
Exons: 1
Coding region: 1-2769 (922 amino acids)
Source: RefSeq, a predicted model, not a curated record
AUGACUUACAAUCCAGGUGUAUCCUUCUUUAUCCCAUUCCACGAACUUGAUCCCUCAAGGGAAAGUCAGUGCAUAUAUUUUACCCAAAAGGGCGCAAGAUGCCAGUGGCCUUGCCAAGAGAGCGACAACAGGCAGGCGAUCGUACUCCAUGAAACUAUUCAUGCAAUCUCAAUUGAGGCUGUCAGUCUCGAUCUACUCGAGGAGUAUGUCUUGUGCAAUUGCUGCAGAUCAGGUCGUGCUCAGCAUCGAAAUCGCAUAGAAGACAUUGGUCUUUUGACACCACUGGCCCUGCGAUGGCAAGAUGAGAUUCGGAGAAACGCUGCCGACCAAUUCAAUCAUACAACCCCUAGCCCAGCACCUCAGGAGAAUAUCUUCACCCCAUAUACUUACACCACCCCAGCUACACCACUUCCCAGUCACACAACACCAUUCUACACCCCUACUGCUUGGCCAUCAUACUACCAAGGCAACGUCUCCACCUCCUUUAGUAUUAAUUCAACACCCUGCAAACCUGUCAAGAGCUCAUCAUGCUACCAAUAUGGCCGGGAUCUUCAACCCCUACUGAAUUCGCAUUUCAAUCCUUCCGAAGCCAACCGCUACGAUCUCCGCCCUCGCGAAGCCGAUGUCUCCACCAAUUCCACCUCCGCUAGACCCAUGUCUAUCCACCGGCGUCAGUUAUCAGAAUUCCGUCCCCACAAAGAAUACCCCCUUCACAGCGACUCCGUCUCCCGGAAAAUCCUCGAUCCCCUUGAAGACCGCGACUUCGAGACCGGCUCGCUCUAUAUCUUCAAUCGGGCCUCUUCUCCGGGCCAUGUCAAAAUCGGCUGGACCGCAAACUCCAUCUCGCGCCGUCUUGAAGAUUGGUCGAAAUGUGGAUACAAUCCGAACCUAGUGUCUAGCGUGCGCUAUGUCCCGCAUGCCCAGCGAGUUGAGACCCUCACGCACCACGAGCUGAUUAAUGAAUGGCGCCGGGAGCGGAUGUGCCAGGCCCCAUGGUGUCGAAAGAGUCAUCAGGAGUGGUUCGAGAUUAGCGAAGAACGAGCGGCGCAGGUGCUGAGUGAUUGGGCGGACUUUAUGAAAAAAGCUGCGCCAUAUGAUUCGGAGGGGUGGUUGAAAAAUUGGUGCAGGGAAGUUGUAGACAUGAUGGACAGGAAUGGGGAGGUAGUCACUGCUAAAAAGUUGUUGGAGCACUACGAACAGUCUUUGCUUGGGGAGGCGACACUCGUUGAGGAGCCGGUGGACCUGGGACAUGCGCCGAAGAUUGAGGAUGUGGUGGGCUUUGGAUUUGUACCGAAGGUAGGACGUCUGGAGACCACGGUGCGUUUGCUACCAAUUGAGGAGCCAGCAUCGCCCAAAGAGAGCGCACCGCUCAAGAAUGAGGCACUGCCUAAACAAAUCCCGCCGGUGGAAAUUCCUUCUUUCACAGCGGAGAAACAGCCCAAGAGCGACCAACUGUUCAAGACAAAGCCGUUACCGAAGACCGAACCACUCUUUAAAACCGAAUCACUCCUAAAAACGGAACCAUCCUCUAGAACCGAAUCACUCUUCAAGACCGGACCACUCUUCAAGACCGGACCACUCUUCAAGACCGAACCACUGUUUAAGACUGGACCACUCUUUAAGAACGAACCGCCCUCUAAGAAUGAGCCACUGUCCAUAACGGAGCUACUGUCUCAGACCCAUCUACAGUAUAAGAACAAGCCGCCGUGUGAGAAACCGCCUCCAGCGAAAACGACGUUGUUCAACAUCGCACCACUACCCAAGACACAAUUCCUGUUCACAGCGCAGCCACCGUUCAAAAUCGAACCAUUGACGAAGACCGGGCCACUGUUUAAGGCGGAGUCACUGUUUAGGAUAGAGCCACUACCCAAGAGCAAACCGGCAUGCGAAGAAGUAUCGGCACCGCAGUUAGCACUAGUCAAGGUGCUAUUGCCCGAGCAGAUCCCGCUGCCUCCUUCACCACUCCUCCAACCUACAACCUUCCCUCAAGACACAUUUUCCUCACACGAGACAAAUUCAAGCCCAAGGACUAGAACCAAGGACACCAAUGCGAUAGAUAUCAUUACCAACUCUGACACUGAUAUUACCUCAUCGAACCCCAAGGUCAACCCAUCGGUCUCCCCAUCGGUCUCACCCUCAGCUAUUCCCAGUAAAGACAUUGCUCCACCGACGAACACCCAUACCAGCACGGACACCGGCACAGACACCGGCACGGACACCGGCACGAGCACCAAAUCCCCACCUCUCAACUUACCAGACCCUUCUUCCGAGCCCAGUCCAUUAGAAUCGUCAGCCACAUCUGCCUCUCCCAGACCCAAAGCCGAGCCGGCACCUGAUUCCCCAGCGCCCGCCGUAACGGAGAUGGCGGAGACGUUGCUCGCCCUAAGCACGGACGAGCAAGAGAAACUGGCGGAGACACUUACUUCAAUCACGCAGCAUCAGCACAAUGCUGGAGAGGACAGACAGGCGGAGUCUGAGGGUGAGCUUCUCGGGUGUGACGGACAGCCUGGUGAGGAGGAGAUUGAGUCUCACGGUCAAGAUGAAAGCACAGCAACGGAGGAGAAAUCUGGGAUAGCGGAUGGGUGGGAUGAAGAAGCAACGCUAGUAGAAGACCAGACUUCAAGAUCUUUGGAGACGGCGGCUUUGAAGAAUGUUGAUGGGCUUUUUAACGAUGUUUCUACCGGGAGGGCGGAUGGCGUUUUGAAAGGUUUGGAUGGACUGAAGGUGUUGGAGAGCGAAGCGUUGCCGCUUGGCAAGGUUGUUGCGUAA